Molecule: messenger RNA, 2647 nt
Organism: Paramuricea clavata
Lineage: Eukaryota; Metazoa; Cnidaria; Anthozoa; Malacalcyonacea; Plexauridae
Source: the annotation of a GenBank genome assembly
AUGAGAUUGACCACAGAAGAAAGACUUCAAUACAUCUAUGCAAUAAAAACUGCGAGAAGUGAUCCACGUUACAGCAAAAAAUUUUACGAUUUGGGGUACUUUCACACCGUUAAUUUUUGUAAAGAACUUCAUUGCAAAGUGAGCCUCCUACCUUGGCACCGUUGGUUUAUUCUGCAAUAUGAAAAUUUGCUAAGAGAAAUUGUUCCCAACAUUACAUUGGUGUACUGGGAUUGGAGCAUGGUGAUGGCAAAUCCAUUUAAUAUUGAUCUUUGGGAUGACAAUGAUUGGUCGUUUGGCGGAAACGGAGAUGGUGUUAAUAAUACAGUAAUUACUGGUCCAUUUAAGGAACCUGAAUGGAAAAUGGUUCCUGGAGUUGGUCGAUUUAGCAACUUACAAUUCAAAAGGAAAUUCAAUUACACGUACCCCGGACUUCCGAGCGCUUUACAUCUUGCCAUUCUGCUCAAAUUGAAACCUAAUGAGGCGCAGGAAUUCCUGGACGUCUUACUAGGUUGGCACAAUAAUUUUCAUAGCAAAGCGUUUGGGUUUGUAAGUACAAUGUCUGACGAAUAUGCAGUUUGGGCGCCGGAGUUCUUUUUGCAUCAUGCUUUUCUUGAUAAAUGUUGGACUGACUGGCAAGAACAGGGAUAUGAUUAUCAAUUUCUCCCGUUCUUCACGGAUCAGACUAGGCAUAUGUAUGGGACACACUACUUGCCUAUAGAUUUCGUCGAUACUAAAUACCAACAGGGAAAUGUAUGUGUGACAUAUGAAAGAUCUAAACAAGAAUGGAUACACAAAUUGCUCAGAAGUAAGUAUAAACGGAUUCUAACAGUAAAUUGAUUUCCGCUUGAUGUUUGGAUAAUAAAGUAUAUACGAAAGCAUAAGGACCAAUAUAUAAACACUUAGAAUCAUCUGCAACUGACAAUGGGAGGCUAGUUUCUUUAGAUCUACAAUUAAGCAUAUCACUUAGACAUGAGAAAAAACAGAGGCACUAAAACGGAUCCCUAUGGCAUUCCCGAUGUUACUGGUAAAUAACAUAUAUGUCUCACUAUUGAUCACCACUCUAUGUCGUCGACCUAACAAAUACGACCGAAAACCAAGAUAAUAAAUUUACCCUGAUGCCAAAAGAUUCAAGUUCAUACAGGAAUUUACUAUGAGCGACUUUGUCAAAGGGUUUCUCAAAGUCUAAAUAUAUAGGCAGUGACGUAGCCAGCAUUUCUAGCUGAGAGGGGGGGGCAAAAAAUCCUGGGAGGGACCCAAGCAAUUUUAUCCUGCGCUAUAGUUAGAAUAAAGUUUGUGUAUUAUUAUUAUGUGGAAAUGUAUUUGGACUCCCAUGAUAUAUCUAUCCAUAAUAUAAUAAUAUACAUAGUACGUACGAUGAACUUUUAGGGGGUCCGGGAGAAUGCUCCUCUGGGAAAAUUUUUCAAAUUCUAGAGUUGGUAAAGUGCUAAUUGAAGGUAAAAUUUUUAAUGCGUUCUGGUAAUUAAAUUAUAACCAUUUAACACAUAACAUUCAUCACAACUCGACUUAAUGACAAACGAAUCCAGAACAUUUAAAACAUAGGCAGCACAUGCUUGUAUUGGCUGGUCAGAACUUUAACAACUUUUCCAAAGGGGGCCCAAUAUUUUGUCACUGUAACCUGCUUGCACUUAGCUGGAAACUAUAUGGUAUACCCGACUUAGCUGAAAAUUACUCCCCCUCCAUAAAAAAUAGAACCCGUUCGCCGCCGCUGUAAAAGAAAGUUAUAGCAGAGUUGAAACCCAUCAAUGAUUUAUGUUUCAAUGGUGUCAUGGCGGGUGCUUGGUUGGUAGUGGCCAUCCGACUAAUCUCGGAAAAUAUUGCACAUUUUCAGUAGUGGAUUGAAGUGGAUUAGGCGAGAUUUUUAAUAACUUACUGACCUAGAGUGAGGGCAGCACGGGAAAAUAUCCAACCGGAGACUUGCUGUAUAUUGACCGAGCGAUAGCGAGGUCAAUACAGCAAUACCUAGCGGUUGAGGUCAGUCUCGGCAAAUAAAAUUUGGAGCUCUUCACCAUCUUGACUGUUUCAAAUUAAUACAAAACCCAAUUCAGUUUUAAUUUUAAAAUUUCAUUCAGUGUAUGUUAUUUUGUCCAUUUUCUUACCCUUAAAAAUUUCCAUUCCAUAUUUUUGUUGCUUUUUCGAUUUUUUUAGUACAGAAUUGUUCAACAAGUCGUCCAAAACAUCAUCAGACACUUCGGCAAAAGUGCAAAACGCAAAUUUUCCGCCAUUUUGAAUUUUCUAUUAGUAGGCUAUCACUAAUAGCCUACUGAGUAGCAUAGCCAAUCAGAAGCCACGAUAUGUGAUAGCCUACUAGUAGGUUUAUACUAAUAAUAAUUAUUCACAAAUAUAACAUUUAAUCGAUCUAAAUCGUAAAUUCGCGCCAUUCUAAAAACGCAUUCUGUUACUCUUUUUAGACUUAACUAUAGACCAACUAAGAGAUAUCAGAGGACUAACGUUCCCACCAUUUGAAAGUGAGCAAGUCAGAAAAUUACUAACAAAUCAUUCAACUUAUGUUGAUGUUAUUGCUGAGUUCAACAGAAAAUAUAAACUUCGUAAUCCAAUAACUUUGGACGAGCUUGAUGGAACAGAUCGAGAACGAGGUUUUCGCAUUCAUGAUUUAAUAGAAAUGUAA